Pectinophora gossypiella (pink bollworm) is the source of this 2049-nucleotide messenger RNA. It is a transcript of the gene prage, whose product is annotated as transducin beta-like protein 2. Gene Ontology annotation, molecular function: exonuclease activity; protein binding; nucleic acid binding. The coding region runs from base 146 to 1495 and encodes 449 amino acids. The transcript has 6 exons. Gene Ontology annotation, biological process: endoplasmic reticulum unfolded protein response. The record is from RefSeq and is a predicted model, not a curated record. Gene Ontology annotation, cellular component: nucleus; endoplasmic reticulum. NCBI's taxonomy places the organism in Eukaryota, Metazoa, Arthropoda, Insecta, Lepidoptera, Gelechiidae.
CUUUGCGCGGCUACUUCCAGUUGGCAUUCGGUUCAUUCAAUCAAUUCUCAGUUAUUGUGAAUUUGUGACCGCGUGAUCACAGCCGCCGUCGAGAUUCGCAUCUCCUGUGUUGUUAGCUAUUUCUAUUGAAGAAUUUUGAGUGAAAAUGGGAGAUAAUCAAGCCGGUGAAUACACCAACUUGUUCGUAUUGGGCAGCGUAACGUUAAUCAUCGGUAUAAUCAUCCAAAUUAUUUACAAGACGAUUUUUAGAGGCAAGAAAAAUGAAGCUUUGAAAACUGAAGUGGAAAGCGAAGGAGAGGCUCCCGCACCUGAAAAGAUUUCCGAGAAGGCAGUAACGGACAGCCGCGCCAGUGGCAAGAGAAAGAAGCAGGCACCGUGGAAGGGCAAGACAGACUUCACCCACCCCUGGCUGCUCAAGAACCUCAAAGGACACCCUGGCACCGUCCUCCUUGUAGACUUCUCUGCGAACGGCAAGUUCAUGGCCGCAACCUGUGAUGAUGGCUCUGUGAUUCUGUGGGACAUCCGGGAUCUGAACCAAAAGGAGCACAAGACGCUCCGGGUGAACAUCGAGUUCGACUACGCGUCCCACGUGGCUUGGAGCCCCGACUCCAAGGCCUUCAUCGUUCACACUGUGCAGGAGAACCAUAUCGUCGUCUACAAGAUAGAGAAGAAGAAGGACGGCGCCAUUGGGUCCGCUUCCCCGGUCAUCACCUUCGAUAAGGUUCAUCAGGACGACGUGAUUGGCUUUGGCAUAUCGAGCAAUGGGAAGUUUAUGAUGUCCUGCUCAUCGAAGACUGAUAUGGUGAUAUGGGACCUCAAAGGGCAACAGUUAACAAGACUGGAUACGUAUCUAAUGAACACGCAUACGGCGAAAAUAUCGCCGUGUGGGCGGUUUGUGGUCGCUACCGGGUUUGCGCCGGACGUCAAAGUGAUGGAAGUGUGUUUCACGAAGACGGGGGAAUUCAAACAAGUGGCGAAAGCGUUUGAGCUGACCGGCCACUCGUCGGGGGUGUAUGACGUGGCGUUUGACGUGGACACGUCACACGUCGCCACCAUAUCCAAGGACGGCACGUGGAAGCUAUAUCACACAAAGAUCGAGUAUACGCGAGGCGAGUCUCCGCACGUGCUGGAAACGGGCACGUACACCCAGACAGCGAACGCGCCUCACAUCGCGCUGUCCCCCAACGCGGAGGUGCUAGCUGUCUCCGUCGACAACUCCGUCGAGUUCUACGACACAUACACCGGCCAGCUGUACGAUACCGUCGAGAACUUGUAUUCAGGGUUAAUAAACUACAUGAAGUUCGACGCCAGCGGCAAAUAUCUGUUCGUAUGCGGCGACCGCGUGGUGCGGGUCCUGCAUAAUGUGUGCGGGUACUACACCACCAUAGCCAGCUGCGGCCGACUGUUGGGCCAGAAGCAGACCUCCGCAACUAUUGAACGACUCAACAAAACUAUAAAGGAAUGCAAAGACAUCCUCGCUACAUUCGGCAAGUAACGCCACCUAGUGGCAACAUUGAUAAUUAUCUCGUCAUUUGCAUUUAUUUUCAUACUAAAGAUUAUACUUCUCUAUUUCCAGUGAGCAUUUACAUGAGAUUCUCGUAUUAUUUUUUGGUCACAAUACUAAAUUAAGAUAUAUUUAAAUGAUGGUCCAUUGACUUUAAAGUAUUUAAUGUAAAAUAUAAAAUUGAUGUUCUAAGUAUUGUCAUGACAUGACUGAUAACUUUAACCAUAGGAAGGUAAUGAUACGAAUUAAAUAUUGUCAUUGAUGUUGUUAGUAUCUACCAAUGUUUAGAUUUUUAAGGACGAUCUGUUUUAUUUGUCUAUGAAACUGUUCCUAUAUACAAUUUUAGUGGCAGUAAGAAAAUACAAAGAACAUUAAAUCGAAAUCAACAUGUAAGAACUUGAUUUCGAUUUGGGGCCUACUUAGUGAUAUUUCCUACUACAAUUUUAGUUUUUUAUUCAUGUUUUAUAAAAUUUAUUGUAUUCUUAUAUACUGUAUUAUCGUUUCUUACGUACUUGUAAUAGGAGAAAUAAAACAAUUGAAGAAUA